This is a messenger RNA of Xiphophorus couchianus (Monterrey platyfish), 16558 nucleotides long. RefSeq names its product ankyrin-3-like. Gene Ontology annotation, molecular function: protein binding. Bases 395 to 14389 code for a protein of 4664 amino acids. The record is from RefSeq and is a predicted model, not a curated record. Gene Ontology annotation, biological process: signal transduction. The transcript is spliced from 50 exons. NCBI's taxonomy places the organism in Eukaryota, Metazoa, Chordata, Actinopteri, Cyprinodontiformes, Poeciliidae.
CUCCUGGACAUGCUCCUCUCACACUGCCAGCGGAGGAUACACGAGGAGGAGGAGGAAGAGGAGACGAGGAGAAACAGCUGCCUCUUCUCUCCCAUCACUCCAUCACGUUGAAAAGAGCAGAGCAACAACCAAAAAAAAAAGAGGACACACAGGAUUUACUUUCAUACUUGCAAAAAAAAUAAUAAUAAUAAUAACCCCUACUCUUCCCCAUUCUCCUUUUCAAGGAGGGCAUUUUUCUUCCCUUUCCCCCCCUUUCCUUUUCUACCCCGAUUUUUUCCUCUGAGAUCCCGGUUUUGUUUUUGCCACCAGCAAGCCCCUGAACUUCUCUGGGAUUUCAGGUGAGGUGCGCGUGUGCAGUGUGUGGUGCUUUUCCCGUCUUUUUUCACUACCUAUCAUGGCUCACGCGGCCUCCCAGCUGAAGAAGAAUCGGGGGGAAGUGGAUGUGAAUGCAAUAGAGGACGAGAAGGAGAAGCGGAGGAAGAGCAGGAGAGCGUCGUCCCGGGAACAAAAGAGAAAGUCUGACAGUAAUGCUAGUUACCUGCGAGCUGCCCGGGCGGGGAACCUUGAAAAAGUCCUUGACUACCUCAAGUCUGGAGUUGAGAUUAAUAUUUGCAAUCAGAAUGGCCUAAACGCUCUUCAUCUGGCCUCCAAAGAGGGACAUGUAGAGGUUGUUGCUGAGCUGCUGAAGCUCGAAGCCACUGUGGAUGCAGCCACAAAGAAAGGAAACACUGCUCUGCACAUAGCCUCACUGGCUGGCCAGGCGGAAGUCGUCAAAGAACUGGUUACCAAUGGAGCCAACGUCAACGCACAAUCUCAGAAUGGCUUCACCCCUCUCUACAUGGCGGCGCAAGAGAACCACCUGGAGGUGGUGCGGUUCCUUCUGGAGAACAAUGCCAGCCAGAGCAUCGCCACCGAGGAUGGCUUCACCCCUCUGGCGGUGGCCCUCCAGCAGGGCCAUGACCAGGUGGUCUCCCUGCUGCUGGAGAACGAUACAAAGGGCAAGGUGCGUCUGCCUGCCCUGCACAUCGCCGCACGCAAGGACGACACCAAGGCCGCGGCCCUGCUCCUGCAGAACGACCACAAUGCCGAUGUGGAGUCCAAGAUGAUGGUGAAUAGAACAACAGAGAGCGGCUUCACUCCCCUGCACAUCGCAGCACAUUAUGGCAACAUUAACGUGGCCACGUUGCUGCUGAACCGAGGGGCUGCUGUGGACUUCAUGGCUCGAAACGACAUUACUCCGCUUCAUGUGGCAUCGAAAAGGGGCAACAGCAACAUGGUGAAGUUACUACUAGACAGAGGGUCCAAAAUAGACGCAAAGACCAAGGAUGGUCUGACGCCUCUUCACUGUGGAGCGAGGAGCGGGCACGAACAGGUGGUAGAAAUCCUUUUGGACCGAGGAGCGCCCAUCCUGUCCAAGACCAAGAACGGCCUGUCGCCGCUGCACAUGGCCACUCAGGGGGACCACUUGAACUGCGUCCAGCUCCUGCUGCACCACGACGUGCCAGUGGACGACGUCACCAACGACUACUUGACGGCGCUGCAUGUCGCCGCGCACUGCGGGCACUACAAGGUGGCCAAGCUCAUCGUGGACAAGAAGGCCAAUCCGAAUGCAAAAGCUCUGAACGGCUUCACUCCACUUCACAUCGCUUGCAAGAAGAACAGAGUAAAAGUGAUGGAGCUUUUGCUGAAGCACGGGGCGUCCAUACAGGCCAUAACAGAGUCCGGCCUAACGCCGAUCCACGUGGCAGCCUUCAUGGGCCACGAGAACAUCGUUCACGCACUGACACGCCAUGGAGCGUCGCCCAACACCACCAACGUUCGAGGGGAAACGUCUCUCCACAUGGCGGCGAGGGCUGGCCAGGCAGAUGUAGUUCGUUAUCUGCUGAAGAACGGAGCCAAGGUGGACACCAAGUCCAAGGACGACCAGACAGCGUUGCACAUCUCCAGUAGGCUGGGAAAGGUUGACAUCGUCCAGCAGCUGCUGCAUUGUGGGGCCUCCGCCAACUCUGCCACCACUUCAGGUUACACGCCCCUUCACCUGGCCGCCCGCGAAGGGCACCAGGAUGUCGCCUCCAUGCUGCUGGAAAACGGUGCCUCACUUUCCUCCUCCACAAAGAAAGGGUUCACGCCGCUGCAUGUAGCAGCAAAGUACGGCAAGAUGGAGGUGGCCAGUUUGCUUCUUCAGAAGAGAGCCCCACCUGACGCUGCAGGAAAAAGUGGGCUAACUCCGCUGCAUGUAGCCGCUCACUACGAUAAUCAGAGAGUGGCGCUGUUGCUGCUGGAUCAGGGAUCUUCCCCUCAUGCUGCCGCCAAGAACGGCUACACGCCUCUCCACAUCGCUGCCAAAAAGAACCAAAUGGACAUCGGGACCACACUGCUGGAGUACGGCGCAGACACCAACGCGGUAACGCGGCAGGGCAUCAGUCCAAUUCACCUGGCGGCGCAGGAGGGCAGUGUGGACCUCGUGUCCCUGCUGCUGGCCAAGAAUGCUAACGUCAAUGUGUGCAAUAAGAGUGGACUCACACCCCUGCACCUAGCAGCUCAGGAAGACAAGGUCAACGUUGCAGAAAUCCUUGUAAUCAACGAGGCUGAUGUCAAUUCACAAACAAAGAUUGGAUACACUCCCCUACAUGUGGCCUGUCACUAUGGCAACGCAAAGAUGGCAAACUUUCUUCUGCAGAACCACGCCAAAGCCGACGCCAAAACAAAGAACGGCUACACUCCACUCCACCAAGCAGCUCAGCAGGGCCACACCCACAUCAUCAACCUGCUGCUUCAGCACGGAGCCUCGGCCAACGACCUCACCGUGAAUGGAAACACUGCCCUUUCAGUGGCCCGCCGUCUGGGGUACAUCUCUGUAGUGGACACUCUGAGGCCCAUGACUGAUGAUAACCUCUCAGCUAUGAGUGCCUCGGAAAAACACAAAAUCAAUGUCCCGGAGACCAUAAAUGAGUUCCUUGACAUGUCAGAUGAUGAAGGUGAGGAUGCGAUGACCGGUGACACUGACAAAUACCUGCGACCUCAGGACCUCAAGGAGCUGGGGGAUGAUUCUCUCCCGCAGGAGGGCUACAUGGGCUUCAGCAUAGGAGCGCGCUCUGCCAGCCCUAGGAUCAGCCUCCGCUCAUUCAGUUCGGAUAGGUCCAACACUCUCAACCGGAGCUCCUUUGCCAGAGACAGUAUGAUGAUUGAGGAGAUCCUGGCCCCCACAAAAGACACGCUUCAAAGUGUCUGUAAAGACAUUUCCUACCUGGUCGACCCACUUAAUAAGCACCUCGCCGUCACCAGGGACCACAGUUCGGACUGCAUGCGACGCUACAGCUGGACUCCGGACACCAUGGACCAUAGUCACAACACCGUGUCCAGCCCCAUUCACUCUGGCGUCUCGUCCCCACUCGCUCAGUACGACUCCAGAUUCUUGGUCAGCUUCAUGGUGGACGCCCGUGGCGGUUCAAUGAGAGGAAGCCGCCACAAUGGGUUGCGCAUCAUCAUUCCUCCCAGGAAGUGCACAGCGCCUACACGCAUCACCUGCCGCUUGGCUAAAAGGCACAAACUGGCCUACCCUCCACCCAUGGUGGAGGGGGAGGGCCUGGUCAGUCGGUUGGUGGAGGUUGGACCUGCUGGCGCUCAGUUCCUUGGUCCAGUUAUUGUGGAGAUUCCUCAUUUUGGUUCAAUGAGAGGGAAAGAAAGGGAGCUAAUUGUGUUGAGGAGUGAUAACGGCGACACUUGGAAGGAGCACCAGUUUGACACCAGGCCAGAAGAUCUCACUGAACUGCUAGCUGGGAUGGAGGAAGAAAUGGACAGUCCGGAUGAAUUGGAGAAAAAGCGCAUCUGCCGCAUCAUCACCAGGGAUUUCCCCCAGUAUUUUGCUGUGGUGUCCAGGAUCAAGCAGGAGUCCAAUCACAUGGGUCCAGAUGGAGGAGUGCUGUCCUGCAGCACGGUGAACAUGGUCCAGGCCUCGUUCCCGCAGGGGGCUCUAACCAAGAGGAUCCGCGUGGGCUUACAGGCUCAGCCGGUGCCAGAUGAGUUAGUUAGGGCGGUUCUUGGAAACAGAGCCACUUUCAGCCCCAUUGUCACCGUGGAGCCCAGAAGGAGAAAGUUUCAUAAGCCCAUCACCAUGACGAUCCCCGUCCCUCCCAGAUCGGCAGAAGGCCAUCCCAGCGGCCAGCGGGGCGAAUCUGCGCCGUGCCUGCGUUUGCUCUGCAGCAUCACAGGAGGGACGUCUCCUGCGCAGUGGGAGGACAUCACAGGAACCACGCCGCUGUCUUUUGUAACGGACUGCGUUUCCUUCACCACAAAUGUAUCGGCCAGGUUCUGGCUCGCAGACUGUCACCAGAUUCCUGAGACAGUAAGCCUAGCGUCUCAGUUAUACCGGGAGCUGAUCUGCGUGCCGUACCUGGCCAAGUUUGUGGUGUUCGCAAAGAUGAAUGACACUGUGGAAGCCCGGCUGCGCUGCUUCUGCAUGACGGAUGACAAGGUGGACAAGACUCUAGAGCAACAGGAGAACUUCGAAGAAGUGGCGCGCAGCAAAGACAUUGAGGUUCUAGAAGGAAAGCCCAUCUUUGUGGAUUGUUACGGCAACCUUUCACCUCUCACCAAAAGUGGGCAGCAGCUGGUUUUUAACUUCUACUCUUUCAAGGAAAACAGACUUCCUUUCAACGUCAAGGUUCGAGAUGUAGGCCAGGAGCCAUGUGGCCGCCUCUCCUUCCUGAGAGAGCCCAAAACCACCAAAGGCCUUCCACAAACUGCCAUAUGCAAUUUGAAUAUCACACUGCCAACCCACAAGAAGGAUAUGGAGUCUGACCCUGAUGAUGAGACUGAAAAGCCAGAACGACGUCAUACCUUUGCAUCCUUAGCUUUGCGUAAGCGCUACAGCUAUUUGACUGACCCAGCUGCGAAAACAACUGAUCGAAGCCCGCCGAGAACACAGCCUUCUGGCUACCCUCACAAACCUGUCUUUUCAACAAGAUCUUAUCAGGCGUGGUCGCCUGUUCCUGUCACCUGCCCUGGCCAAGCCAAGUCUGGGUUUGGCUCCCUCUCCAGCUCGUCAUCAAACACGCCUUCUGCCUCUCCCUUAAAGUCUGUCUGGUCCAUCAACUCUGCCUCUCCCAUUAAGACCAACAUCCCUGGAUCACCUGCUUCCUCUGUCAAGUCAGUUAGUGACACAGCCUCUCCCAUCCGAUCCUACAUAUCCAUUUCGUCUCCGAUAAAAACUGUAAUCCACCAAUCCCAGUACCCUGUCCAGGUUACCCCCAGCCCCCUGGCUUCACCUGGUAAAAGUGCUUCAGACCCUUUGUCCAUGAAAGGAUUAGCAGCAUUGACUUCUAGGACCCCUAUAACGUCAACUGGAGGAGGAAGUCCUUAUCUUGAGAGAACGUCAAUGGGCCUGACCCCACCAACCUCUCCCAAAUCUUCUCUCAGCAUGUUCAGUUCUUCCCUGCCAUAUAAAACUAUUUUGGGAAGUUCAACUGGUACAACUCCGUCCUCCUCACCUAUAAAAACAGUCCCUGGUCUUACAUCUAUGCGUUCCCUUGCGAUGGAUUCCACUGCUCCGGUAAGAAAUCUAUUCUCCUCCCUUUCAUCACCUCUUAAAUCCAGCAACUCUCCAAGUGCUGCCGCUCUGAUUAAUGGAACUGUGUCACCAGCACAGUACCGCUCUUCAUCACCAACAUCUCAUCUCGCCAGCAGCCUGCAAGAAAGAAUACAAGCAACCACCAAUGCCGCUACAACAAGUGUUAAUGCGGCCUUUGAUGAGGUUGAAAAGACAUUCAAUUCUUGCUCUGCAGGUUACGGCACCCUCAAGUCUUUUUCCUCAUCUGCCUCCUCCUCAUACCAGUCCAUUAGGUCAUCGGCUUCUGGUUCCCUCUAUACCUCCCUGAGAUCCCCUCCCAAUGUCACCACUGCUGUAACUUCAAGUACAAUGACUGUUCCAGUGUACUCUGUGAUUAAUGUGGUUCCAGAGUCCCAGUUGAAAAAGAGAUCUGAGGUGCCUCCCUCAAUUGCUGUCCUUCUGUCACCAAGAAAAAGUAUUCCUUCUGACAUGAGUGUUCAGUCCUCCUUUGUCAGAACUCUGUCCCCUGUCAAAGCACCCCUGUAUUCUCCUGGCAUCAAAUCCAACGCAACAUCACCAUUAUCAUCCAGCCAAGAAAUUCUGAAGGAUGUCGCUGAAAUGAAAGAGGACUUGAUUAGAAUGUCAGCCAUUUUGCAGACAGAACCAAACUCUACAGCCAGCAAAGGGUUUCAGUCUGAUUCUCCUAAAGAGGUUAAGAUAGAGGAUGAGGAGCCAUAUCGAAUUGUGGAGAAAGUAAAGCAGGACUUGGUAAAAGUAAGUGAAAUCCUGACCAAAGAUUCCAGAAAGGACGGUAGAAUUUCUCCUGCAAGAGGUUCAUUGGAUGACAUACACUUCUCAAAAGUCCAAGUUGAACAGCCACCAAGCAACUGGAGUUACCCACCAAGAUAUGAGACAGUAGUUUCUCAAGCAAGAUCAAAACCCAUACCUGACAGAGAUUUCAAUCUGUCUAAAGUGGUUGACUACCUAGCCAAUGAUAAUAGCUCUUUUUCCAAAAUGCAUGACACAAAACAGAAAGCAGAUGAAGGAAAAAGAGAAGCAGAGGGUAAAGAAAAGCAGAAACGAGUCCUCAAACCAACUACAGCAGUUCAGGAGCAUAAGCUCAAAAUGCCUCCUACAACCAUGCGAUCUUCCCCUUCAGAAAAAGAAUUAAGUAAAGUGACUGAUGCACUUUUUGGUGGAGACACUGUGCUGGAAUCCCCUGAUGACAUAUUCCACGAACAGGAUAAAAGUCCUCUCUCAGACAGCGGGUUUGAAACCAGGAGUGAGAGGACUCCAUCAGCUCCACAAAGUGCAGAAGGCACAGGUCCCAAGACUCCUUUUCAGGAUAUCCAAGUUCCACCAGUAAUCACAGAGACUAGAACUGAAGUUGUGCAUGUCAUCAGAAGCUACGAGCCAGAGGACGACAAACAGCUUGCAAUGGAAGAUGUAGAUACUGUUAGAAACAUUGAUUCAGAUUUCAAAAAGCAUCAUACUCCCUCUCUGUCAACUCCAGAUCAGAAUAAAUGCCAUUCAGUAAAAUGUAGCCCUGAUGAAGAUCCAAUGGGAAAGGGAAUGAGGGUAAAAGAGGAAACUCACAUCACGACCACCACUAGGAUGGUGUACCACAAACCAUCUGGCAAAGAAGCACCAUCAGAGAGAUGUGAGGAAACUAUGUCAGUGCAUGAUAUCAUGAAGGCUUUUCAGUCAGGAAAGGACCCUUCCAGAGAGCUAGCUGGACUGUUUGAACACAAGUCUGGCAAUGAGGAGGUUUCACAAAGGUUUCUUGAGGACAUCAACUCCAAACCCAAGGUUGAAAGAAUAAUUGAGGUUCACAUAGAAAAGGGUAGUAAAGCAGAACCAACAGAAGUAAUAAUCAGAGAAACAAAAAACCAUGCAGAGAAGGACAUGUAUUAUUACCCAGGGAGUAGACAAGAUGAUGAGGAGUCACUUCCAGUGUACCUUGAGUCCCCUAGAGUGAAUACACCUCUGUCACAGGAAGAAGACAGUCGUCCUAGUUCUGCUCAGCUAGUGGCAGAUGACUCCUAUAAAACAUUAAAGUUACUUAGCCAGCAAUCUGUAGAGUUUCAUGAAGAUGAGUCAUCAGAGCUUAGAGGAGAAUCAUACAACUUUGCUGAAAAAAUGCUAUUGUCUGAGAAAUUUGAUCAAUCUCAUUCAGACACUGAGGAGUAUCUCAGAGAUAGAUCUCGGUACCACUCACCUGACAGAAGCACUCACGUAAAGGCUAGAUCACCUGGGCCAAGGACAGAGUAUGUAUUUAGGUCAUCAAGAAAUGUCUUUGACAAAUCAGGACGAAUGGCUAAUGUUGAUGAUAAUUUUGACAAACUGACACUUUUGCAGUAUUCCUCAGAGCCCGGUAGCCCAAAACAGUCUGUUUGGAUGCGUGUGCCAGAUGAAACGCAGAUUAAGGAGAGAGAACAGUCUGAAUAUGAGGACAGAGUGGAUAGGACUGUUAAAGAAGCAGAGGAGAAACUUAGUGAGGUAUCUCAGUUUUUUCGUGAUAAAACAGAGCAGCUAAAUGAUGAGCUGUCAUCUCCAGAGAAGAAAUCUCGCAGGCCAGAUUUCAGGGAAUCCCGAUCUGGGCCCAGUUCAACCCAAAGUAGCCCAGAAAGGUCACCAUAUAGGAGUGGGGGUAGUGGGGAGGAGUGGAACAGAGAGAGGUUAAGAGACAGAUUUGGCCCUAGUGAUAGAAAAUGUUCCAGUCUACCCAGCAGUCCUGAAAGAAGAGUAUUGCUCCAGUUAAGUGAUAAUGACCCUAGAAAACAAGGAGAUGGAAAACUACAGGGAAGUGUUGGUGACAGUCCAAAAUCUUUUCAAAUGUCUUCCUCCAAAGUUAGUGCAGUCAGGCUAAAAUUUGAACAAGAGGCUCAGAGGCAAGAUAGGGGAAGUUCAGGGAGUCAAAAUCAAAACCCUCCAAUCAGAAAGCUCCAGGAAACUAGACUACCUGUGUAUCAGAUGUUUUCUGGGUCUAGUUUUCAAAAAGCACCUGACAGUCCAGCAAACCAAAGAAAAUGCAAAGAGACUGAGUCAAAUAAGUCAUCACCCAAGCAUGAGACCAGUGGCAAAGAUCAGGAAGAGAAUAAGUCGUUCAAAACAUGGGAGAGACAGGGGUAUGGACAGUGUAAACCUCAGUCCCCAAAACUAUCCAAUUAUUCAGCUCAGGAUUCCACAAAAGAUUGCAGUAGUGAUUCCCAAAGACAGGAAACAACAAAGAAAAUAAUCUAUACAGAAUUUGUUGUCAGAGAAAGUCCAAGUACCAAUGAUGGGCUAAAAAAAAACUCGGAAUCGCAAAUUCCUGUAAGAAAAUCGUCUAAUUUUUCAGAAAACCACAAAUCCACCUCUUUAAAAUUAGAUGAACCAAGUGAAAGACCAGGGCCUCAUACCCCUACUUUAGGUAGAAAUCGGUUACACAGUAGCUCUGAAUCCAAUAGGUCUACCCGUGGAUCAUCCUUAGGGAAAUCCAGAGUCUCCUCAGAGAGUAGCCAGUCAAAUGUAGUAUGUAAUGGCAUUGAUGAUGAUCAAGUACAGUACUUGGAUCAAGCAACUCCUGUAGUUGUGACUGAGGGUUUCAAAGAUAUUAAACCCUUGCCAGUGUAUGUCAGCAUCCAAGUAGGAAAGCAGUAUGAGAAAGAAACAAGUUCAGGGCAGCUGGGGACAUACAAAAAGAUUGUGAGUCAUGAGAGCAGGACAGUGCAUGAAACGAGAGGCGCAGUUUACAGUGUCAAGCAAAAACAGUCUCCUUCUCCUCAAGGAAGUCCAGAAGAUGACACUUUAGAACAGGUAACUUUCAUGGAUAGCUCUGGAAAAAGCCCUGUAACCCCUGAGACCCCAAGCCCAGAAGAGCUGAGCCUGACAUCCCGAACACCAGACUCUGUGAUAGGUUUUAUGACCAGCAUGCCAAGCACUAUCCCAGAGGAGUCUGAGGAGGAAGAUGGAAAGACCUUCAUCUAUAAAGAGCCCUUAAAAGCAAAAUCCAAGCCAGCCUCUCCAGAGAAUCAAAGUAAAAAGCAGGAAGGAGAAAGAGGGAAGUCAAAGGAAAAAAGAGUUGCUUAUAUAGAGUUUCCGCCCCCUCCUCCAUUAGAGGCCGAGCAGUGCAGUGCUGAGAAAAGGUCUGCACGUACUUCCUCUGAAACAGAGACAGAGAUGAUUGAGGUAAAUCUUCAAGAAGAGCAUGAUAGACACCUUUUAGCCGAGCCUAUCAUUCGAGUCCAGCCUCCUUCUCCUAUUCCCCCAGGGACUGAUAACAGCGACUCUAGUGAUGAUGAGUCUGUCUUCCAUCCCGUUCCUGUCAAAAAGUACACCUUCAAAAUGAAAGAAGAAGAAGAGAAGCAUCAAAAACACAAAAAGUCAGAGAAAAAUGGAACUAAAGAAUCUGGGGUUAAUGGUGGAAAGGGAGAGGAUGCUGAAUUGGAACAAAAUGGAAAUGAUCAGUCCAUCACUGACUGUUCAAUAGCAACAACUGCUGAGUUCUCCCAUGACACAGAUGCUACUGAGAUUGACUCUUUAGAUGGAUAUGAUCUUCAGGAUGAAGAUGAUGGACUAAGUGAAGACCCUAAAACAUCAAGUUUGUCCAAUGAUGGGAAAGCUACUGACCGUUCAUUUAAUCAGUCCAAGCUUGAAGUGAUAGAAGAGGAGAAAUGUGAGGAAGGAGGUGACAAUGGAAAGACUAAAAGUGGCACAUCUGGAGCCAAAGCUAGUGGAGAAAAAAAAGACUAUACCCUUGAAGGAAGACAUCCGGAUAGGAAGGGCUUUGGGGAGAACUAUUUUGGAUACCAAAUUCAAGAUGAGCUGAAUUCAACCUUUAAAACUGUUGCUACCAAAGGUCUGGACUUUGACCCGUGGUCAACAAAAGGGGUUGAUAAUGAAGGGCUUUUUGAGUCUAAAGCAAAAGAAGAGGACCCCAAACCUUACAGUUUGUCGGCUGAAGAAAAAUCACAGGCUACAACACCUGACACAACCCCUGCUCGAACACCAACUGAUGAGAGCACACCGACUAGUGAGCCUAACCCCUUCCCUUUCCAUGAAGGGAAGAUGUUUGAGAUGACACGCAGUGGUGCUAUUGACAUGAGCAAGCGGGACUUUGUUGAAGAGAGGCUUCAGUUUUUCCAGAUUGGUGAGCAUUCCUCUGACCCUAUAACAGGGGAAAAAGGGAGAGGGGGAAAGAUCCUGGGGGUACCUUCCUCUCAGUCAAAAACUGGGGAGAGGUCCACAGUAGAUGGAAAGAUGACAGUUGUAGAUACUACCUUAGACAGCAGCACUAGACCAACAACACCAGCUACAACUGCAGCGAAAUACAACCCUGCACAGCCUGGCAGUGACAUAGGUUGUGCUGUUACUGAUAUUCCUGCCUGUGAAGCCAUAGCUGAGACUGCCUCUUCAUGCACAAUCACAGCCUCUAAGGUUGAUUCCAAAUUACGAACUCCUAUUAAAAUGGGCAUAGCUGCCUCUAUAACUGUGAAAAAAGACUCAGGGGAUCUCGCAGACUGCAAAGCUGAGUUGUCAGAGGGUCAGGUGGUGCCAGAAUACAUUAGUAUAAAGGGUCAGUGUUCAGAGAAAAAGUCUAGCAGUCAUUCUGAGCUUAGAAAAGAAAACAAAGACUACCCAUCUGAAAACUGCAACAACAAUAAUAACCUGGAAUCCUCCAGUGUUCAGGCCAACUAUAUUCAGUGUGGCAGUUUAGUGUUUAAUUUGCAGUCCUCCUCUGAGCCCACCUUACAGAAGGCUAGCAGGAUAGAAACUCUGUGCUGUAAAGAUAAGAGCGAGAAAGUAGAAGUGCCCAGCAGCAGUCAGGUUCAAGAGCAGAAGACCGAAACAGUUAAAGAGAGUGAGGCAAAGCAUCCCAGGUCAAGGCUUCCAGUCAAAGCAUCAGGCUGGUCAUUUCACACACAAGGAACUGCCAUUGGGAAGCAGAAACCCAAACAAGCAGUAGCAGGUGAGGUCAGGAAAAGAGGAGAGCCAGUGAUUGCCAAAGUAGAGCCUAGAUCAAGGAUACCAGUCAAAGACGUUAAAAAGAGCAGUCCUUCUGCUACAGCUAGCUUACCUGUCUCAGUUCGUAUUACCUCACAUCCAGUAAAGACACUGAAUACAGGGAGAGCAGCCAUACAACUGCCCACAAGGCAACCACAGAAGGAUAGGCAUCAGUUCAGCAGUGUCACCAGUGAGGGAGCAUCUAGACAAAACAGACAGGAUAACCCUAGUGAUCUUUGUAAGCGCACCAUUGAAUACUUUAAAGACAUUAGCGGGGAGACGCUAAAGUUGGUGGACCGCCUGUCAGACGAGGAGAAAAAGACGCAAACAGAGCAGUCGGAGGAAGACAGCACCUCCCGAAGCACCUCUCUGUCGGACGCCUCCCAGCCUUCCCAGCCCUCCCAGCCCUCCCGCUCAUCCAGGUCUGGUAGAGGUUCGAGGGCUGAGGCCGGGGCCGCGUCCGUAAGGGCAAAGGUGGCGACGACGGACAGGGGUUCCGGCAGUGAGAGGAGCAGAAGGAGUAGGCGGACUGGUGGGAAGGAGGGCAGUCAGGGACUCACAGGGUCUCGAACGCCUCCCAUCGCGGAGAUCAAGCCUAGUCCCCAAAGUCCUUGUGAGCGAACAGACUUGCGCAUGGCUAUCGUUGCAGAUCACCUGGGGCUCAGCUGGACAGAGCUGGCUCGAGAGAUGAACUUCACAGUGGACGAGAUCAACCACAUCAGACUUGAGAACCCUAACUCUCUGACAGCACAGAGCUUCAUGCUACUUAAGAAAUGGGUCAGUCGUGAAGGGAAAAAUGCCACAACGGAUGCCUUAUCUGAAGUGCUGACCAAAGUCAAUCGGAUGGAUAUUGUGACUUUGCUGGAGGGCCCAAUAUUCGACUAUGGUAACAUUUCAGGCACGAGAUGUUUUGCCGAUGAUAACGCUGUUUUCCGGGAUCAGGCUGAUGAUUAUCAGAGCAUUCUAGCCGAGCUGCAGUCCCCUGCCGCUCUGCAGAACACCCUCCAUUUCCUGGAGCCUGAACUCCCUGUCACCCCCAACCCUUCCCUUGCCCAGCAUCAGCAUCUCCAUUACCCCAAACCAGAAAACUCUUGCAAUCAGCCUCAGUUCGCGGAUUGGAGUCCAGUUGUUGAUCCUUGUAGUAAAGAACCAGACAGCCCACCUAAGAGUCCCCCCAGGCCCUGUGAGCUUGCCUUGCCUGCCCCAACCUUUGAUUUUCCCGACCCCCUUCCUCCUAAGGUCAGAAAGCCCCACAUUGCUUUGAACGACCAGCUGCUUUUGAGUGAAGAGGAGGACAGACCUUUUCAAGAAAUGGAGCCCACCCUCAAGCCCAGAUCCCAGUCCUUUCCAACAAAGUGCGAAUUGGACAUCGACAUGGCGUUCUCUACCUCUUCGCCUUCGCUGUCAUCCAUGUCAUCGAUAACCCCAUCGUCCCCUGAUAGAUCAUGUACAGGUAUGCGGUUGGGAAACACCUCAGAUGGAGCACAAGAAGAUAUAGGUCAGACAGGCGGUCAAGUGGAAGUGAAAGAAGAAAUUGAGGAAGUGGUUGAGAUUGUUACGGCGCAGUUGGUAGAGAGGAACGGAUUAGUAGAGAAGUUGGUAGAACAGGAAUUGAUUAAAAAUGUGGAAAGAAAGUGUGAGAUGGUUGCAAAAGACAGGUCUCAGUUGGUGGAGGAAGGGAUAAUUUUCCUGAAACCGAAGUGGUCCACAGAGCAGGAUAAAGAUUAUGUUAAUGAGCAAUACGAUGACGUUCGAGAUGGGAGUAGAACAGCAGCAUGUGAGGAGGAGAAGGCUGAAGAUGAAUGCAAUAUCUUAAUGGAGCAUGUUAGUCUAAUAGAUAAAAUGGUCAAAGAGGCUGUUGGUCAAUCACUGGAUCUUGGGAAAAGAGUACAAGUGAAGGAAAAAAUGGAAGAUCCUAAGUCAGAACUGCAGUCUAAAGAUGGACAAGACAUCUGUGACACAUUAGAAGGGGCAACAGAACGCCAGACUUUGUCUGACCUUUCCCCUCAAGCUUGGGUUGAAGCACUUGAGCAACUGCAGCCCUAUGAGUCUGGAUCCAAUGAGAAAAAUGAGAAGCAGAGAGGCAGAGAAAUUCCAGAGGAGGCAUUAGGAUCUCUGUUGAAGGAGGUGAAUAAAGAAGGCUCAGAGGAGAAGGAGGAGGAGGACGAAAAGGUGACUCAAUCCAGGAAUCAGGAGAGACUUGAAGAGGUUGAACAUGCAGAAAAAAACAUAUGUUCACUUUCAGGAUGGCACAGCAACUCAUCCAGUGUCAAUGUUGAGCCGCCAACUCCGGGCCGCAGUGUCAGCUCAGACUUACUCGACAAGCAGGAAAGUCAGGAAAACUCUAGUGAGUCUAUCACCUCCUCAUCUAGAGCUGAAUCAGGGAGGUCCAGACCUAACGGUGAUAACUCAAAGCACUCACCUCAGGACGCCUCAUCAGACUCAUCUAACGGCAGAAAAGACGGGACGCCAGUGUCGGAGAAAAAAGUGCAGGUUAGUGUAGAUUCUGGUUCAGAGGAAGAACAGACUGUAACCACCAGAAUCUACAGGCGGCGUCUCAUUAUAAAGGGAGAAGAAGCAAAAAACAUCCCAGGCGAGUCUGUGACAGAGGAGCACUACAUGGACCACGAUGGUAACCUCAUCAGUAGAAAAGUGAUCAGGAAGGUAAUUCGGCGAGUCUCAACUCCCACUCCAGAAAACCAAGGAGGUGACAGGUGGCACAGUGACCUCCACCACAGUCCCACUCAGCAGGAUUAUGGCCUGGGGAUGGAGCGAGGAAAUGCAGACUAUCGGGGGACAAAAAGCAUCUCUAGUAGGGAUGGGUUUGGUUUAGCAGGCUUACAGGAACUACGUUAGAUGUUACCUGGGAUUAAGCACUCAAACCAUUUUGGGAGCUCCAUCCAUUGUGAGGGAUUAAAAUAAAGGUCCAGUCUGCAGAAUUUCUGCAUCAAACAAAUGUUUAUCCCGUAAGAGGAGCCACACCUUCUCAGAUUUACGCAUGAGCAUGAAAAACUCACUUUUGGUCACCAUGAGGACCAGGAAGUUUCUUUCUCUGUUUUUUAUUCUUUGGGGGGGGACUGCGGUGGACCAGUAGACAGUGAUUCUGCUUCCUGUUUUGUGUGAAACAGUCUGUGCCGUGGAUCCACUGGUGGUGCGAGAACCUUCUUGAGGAGCAUCAUUUGCUGUGGAAAUAAUUAUUAUAAUAAUAAUAAAAAAGACUGCAAAGGCACAACUGUGACCAAAGAUGGCACAAAUGCUCAAGGGAAGAAUAAAGCGGAUAUGGAACCACAAAAAUAACCUACAAAACACUUCUGACCCGACUACAACACUCGCCUUAUAGUUUUUUCUUGAUUCAUUACUGUCAGGAUGUAAAUUCUUUGGGGAUUUUUUUUUUGUUUGUUUUUGCUCCUUUUUAAAACUUAAACUAACAAAAGAGCUUUUUUUCUGUAUAGAAAAUGACUGUGUAUACUUCUGAAAUAAAGGGCGAGUUAGUAAUAAGAGUGCACUGAGGAGAUGGAUCUUUUCAAGUGCUUUCAUAAUCUACAGAAGCAGUUCCACUUUCAAAGAUCUGACUGUAACUUCACAAGUUCUUGUAUAUUUAAUUAUUAGAGCAGGUUUAAUGUUUGUACACACAAAAAAGCUGGUUUGAUUUUAAUAGGGACAAAGGGGUGGGAGGAUUUCCAGAAACUUUCUGUUCCCAUCCUGGGAGCUGAUCUAAUCCUGCAAAAAAGAAAAAGAAAAGAAGCAGCCUUUCAGAGUAACUCAUAUUUUCAUGCAUGCUGUUCACCUUAUUUUAGGUACAAUUUUUACAAGUUUGCAAACACUGUAUUUAAGUGACAAAACCCUUUAUCUCUGUACACCUGAAGCCCUGAAACUUGUCACCAGUUUUAUAUUUUGGACUGGCAAAGGAUGCCAUUGACGUGUUUUUAAUGCUGGGGGUUGGGAUGAAAAAAAAAACAAACAACACAUAUAUAGCUUGUUGAGAAUGUGAUGUCUCGUCUGUCUGUGUUGAAAAACCGAGAGAGGGCCGGCUUCCGCUUAGAGGACAAGGUGACCUGAAUGUAAAUGCUUGUAGGCUGGUUCGCUGUAAUAUUCAACUCGUUCUUUGUGUAUUGGCGAUAAGGUAUUGGAGUCCCUGUACACUGUUAGACUGUAAUCAUUUUUAGCUGAGUGUCGAUUUGGUUUUCUAACAUCUGGUGUGGUGUUAAAGAAGAAGCAUUGGGGCUUUUUUAUUAUUAUUAUUAUUUUUCUGGACAUAUAAUCAUGGGUGGGUGGGAGGUGAAAUAUCUCCUUGGUUUAAAACACAUUAAGGACACAUAAAGGAUUUAUUUGAUUGUAGCUCUACAUAGCAUAAUGUAUGACAAAACACUGGAUGGAUCCAAACAAUAAUUUAAACAUAAAAUAAAUUAUGUUUAACUCUGAAACUGUGUGAUAUCUCUUUAGACUUGAGAGUCUGUAUAUGCAGUGUGAAAUAGAAAUGUUCUCACUAGCUCACUGAGAGGAUUUUAUUUUAUAUUAGGAGCCAUCUUUGUAUUGGUUUUCAUUAGAUACCCAUGUAGUUCUAAAGUGUGGUGUUCUACUGAUGCGAAGCCUCAGUAUGCUGAUGUCUAGCUGUGGACAUGGAUAAAAAAAAACAAUGUGACCUGUUUUUUAUUUUCCUUUUUUGGGGCACGGGGGUGUUUGGAAGAAGUCAGGUAUGGUGUAAAAUUACAUCCCCUUCUACUGCUAUGUCAAUCAGGGGUAAAGAAGAUCCUUUGAUAUGGUUCGAAAAUCUUUUUUCUUUUUUUUUGUCAAUUUUGUUUGAUAAGUGUUUUCACCUGAGCAGACUUUUUGAUGUACAAUUCUUACUAACAGAGUGAAGCCAUUGAAAAUGUAACUAUUCUAGCACUUUGGUUAUUCAAGGUCUUUUAGAGGCUAUAGCAGCAAAUGAUGCCACCACAAAUGUUUCAGACAUCUUUAAAAAAAAAUUCAACCUAAAAAUAAAAAAAAAAAUUAAAUAAAUAAAAAUGCUAAGAUUUCGCAAUA